Messenger RNA from Nilaparvata lugens (brown planthopper), 369 nucleotides. RefSeq names its product TRAF3-interacting protein 1-like. The record is from RefSeq and is a predicted model, not a curated record. NCBI's taxonomy places the organism in Eukaryota, Metazoa, Arthropoda, Insecta, Hemiptera, Delphacidae. Gene Ontology annotation, cellular component: intraciliary transport particle B; centrosome; ciliary basal body. Gene Ontology annotation, biological process: intraciliary transport; cilium assembly; regulation of microtubule cytoskeleton organization. Gene Ontology annotation, molecular function: microtubule binding. The transcript has 3 exons. Bases 1 to 369 code for a protein of 122 amino acids.
AUGUUUGUUUUACAGGAACAAGUGGGCGAUGUGAAAUCUGAAGACAAUGAAAAUCUGCAAAAUGAAGAACAGGGACAACUAGUUGCUCAAAUAUUGGAAACACAGAGGGAACUGGAGAUUUCUGGACAAUCAGCAUCAAAAACAGAAAUAGACUGGGAAGGCGGUAGAAAACGCGAGCGAGAAUCAACUUUGAAAGAAGUGGAGAGACUACGAACGGCAAUUCAGACUUUGACUCGAGCUGCGAAUCCACUAGGAAAGCUGAUCGAUUUCUUGCAAGAGGAUGUCGAUUCCAUGCAACGGGAGUACUCCAAUUGGAGUGAAGCUUACGCCAAGUCUAUGGCUGAUCUACAGAGUGAACAAAGAUACUAG